Molecule: messenger RNA, 1530 nt
Organism: Coniosporium apollinis CBS 100218
Lineage: Eukaryota; Fungi; Ascomycota; Dothideomycetes
Product: bleomycin hydrolase
Exons: 3
Coding region: 1-1530 (509 amino acids)
Biological process (GO): proteolysis; response to toxic substance; L-homocysteine catabolic process
Cellular component (GO): cytoplasm
Molecular function (GO): cysteine-type aminopeptidase activity
Source: RefSeq, a predicted model, not a curated record
AUGGGCGCCAACAAUUCCAAGGUCCCUGAGUCGGUCUACCGGGAAUACCAACAAGACAUCGCCGAGCGGCUUCGGGCUCUUGAGCUUGAGCGGACCCCAGACGUCGCAGAGAAGGACUAUAUCUUGGUGGAAGACGAUGCCCCGCCGAGCUACACUCCAUACAAGCACGAUGUGUCCAUAUCAGCGACCGAGCAGUGGGAGAAGGAGCUCCUAGAGGACCCUAAGAACCGCCUCGCCCUCGCCGCCCUCUCCACCAACCCCGCAGCCUCCGUCCUCUCCUCCCGCGCCGCAAUAAUCCACGACAUCCAAUCCUUCAACAUUAAGAUCCCGCUCGAAGGCUCGCCCGUCACGAACCAGCGCUCCUCGGGACGAUGCUGGCUCUUCGCCUCCACAAACGUCUUCCGCGUCGCCAUCAUGAAGAAGUACGCGCUCUCCUCCUUCGAGCUGAGCCAGGCCUACCUCUUCUACUGGGACAAGCUCGAGAAGGCCAACUACUUCCUCGAGAACAUCCUCGACACCGUCGACGAGCCCCUUACGGGCCGGCUGCUGCAGGCGCUGCUGGCCUCGCCCGUGGGCGACGGGGGCCAGUGGGACAUGGUCGCCAACCUGGUACAGAAGUACGGCCUCGUGCCUCAAUCCCUCUACCCAGACAGCUUCAACGCCAUGAACUCCUCCGCCAUGGACCGCCUUAUUACAUCCAAGUUGCGGGAAUACGCUCUCCGGCUGCGCGCGCUCGCCUCAAAGAAGCAUCCCAGCGUUGCAGCAUCGCUCGCCGGUGCCAAAGAGAAAAUGUUGCGUGAAAUCCACCUCAUUCUGACGCUCAUGCUCGGGCCUCCGCCCAGCCCCUCCAAGGCCUUCACGUGGGAGUUCACGGACAAGGAGGGCCGCUUCCGCAGCGUGCAUACGCGGCCUACCGCCUUUGCGUCCUCGCUCUCUGACGCGACGACCGUGCGCGCCCUCGGCGGCACGGACGUGCAUAAGCUGUUUAGCCUCGUCAACGAUCCGCGGAAUGAGUAUGGCCGCCUGCUCAGCGUCUCGCGGCUCGGAAACGUAUGGAACGGGCGACCGAUCACGUAUGUUAAUGUUGAUAUGGAGACUAUGAAGAAAGCCGUCAUCGGCAUGCUGCGUCGCGGCUUGCCCGUCUUCUUCGGCUCCGAUGUCGGGAAGUACAGCGACUCGAGCAGGGGCAUCAUGGAUACGGCGCUCUUCGACUUCGAGCUCGGCUUCAAUGUCCGGCUUGGCAUGAACAAGGCGGAACGGCUCAUGACAGGCGAGAGUGCCAUGACGCAUGCGAUGGUGUUGACGGGGGUGCAUGUUGUUGAUGGCAAGCCCGUGCGAUGGAGGGUCGAGAACUCGUGGUCGGAGAGCGCGGGUACGAAAGGGUACUUCGUGAUGAGUGAUGAUUGGAUGGAUGAGUUCGUCUAUCAGGCGGUUGUUGAUCCCGCGUUUGUGGGUAAUGAGGUGCUGGAGGUGCUGAAGCAGAGCCCGAAGAUGCUGGAGCUGUGGGAUCCGAUGGGCGCGCUGGCGUAG